AUGUCUACUCUUUCCUUAACUCCCUCGAGCGUCUCAUCGAGGACUGUGGUCUCCGCAGAUCAGUUCAAAACACAGCCACAGUUUGAGCAGGCUAUUCACAAUACUCUUCGCGAGGCUAAGGGCUUUCAUGAGCUCGUGAUUAUCAACGUGCCGCCAGGGUGGAAGGAUUUCCUCUGGCAAGUCGAGGAGGAUCUCCCUUCUAUUCGAAAGACCUAUAACCCAGAGAGCCGUUGUUUACGACUCAAAAUCAUGCCAAGUUAUGCCCACAAUUGCAUUGCCGAAUGGAUUUCAGCCUCAAUUUCCAGAGCCUGCGCGAUAGGUUUCCUGAACCCAGCAGAGCUAGACCUUCUCCUUCUACAACAAGGCACAACACUGUCAUUCACAAAUAGUCCAUAUCGCGGUCUCCGAAAGGAGCCAGAUGCUCUUCUCCACACCCCAUCGCAGCCCUUUCCAACUCUUGUCGCAGAGGUUGGAUGGAGCGAGUCGUAUAAUGACCUACUUGAUGACAUGAAUCGGUUACUCAUUGGUGCUAACGGGGCGAUCAAAAUCGUCAUUCUUGUUAAGUUGACGAAGCAUGCAAAUGACUCAGUCAGCGGAGUCCUCGAACUUUACAGAAAUUACCGACAAGGGAUCCCAAGACGCACGCAGACUGAAGUUAUUUUCCCUAUGCCUGCUGGUGACCCGGCUCAGCCACUUGACAUUCGACGUUGCGACCUGUACCCUGUCCAGUCUCCUCGCAAUCCAAACGAGAACUUUCCUCUGAUAAUUAGCCGCUUACGCUAUCACGCUCGGAUCAGUCUUGCGAAGGAGGGAUACGUGCCUGCCUAG
Messenger RNA from Penicillium egyptiacum, 828 nucleotides. Lineage: Eukaryota; Fungi; Ascomycota; Eurotiomycetes; Eurotiales; Aspergillaceae. The record is from the annotation of a GenBank genome assembly.